This is a messenger RNA of Caenorhabditis sp. 36 PRJEB53466, 420 nucleotides long. The record is from the annotation of a GenBank genome assembly. Lineage: Eukaryota; Metazoa; Nematoda; Chromadorea; Rhabditida; Rhabditidae.
AUGGCCGAAGCAGCAAGAAAAGGACUGACCGCCUUCAACACUAUCAAACAUAUAAUCUCGGAGCUCAAAAAAGUGGAUAAGGUGAUCAACUAAUUAUCGAUUUGUAAACAAAAGAAUAAUUUGAUUGCAGACGUUCUCCCCGGAGUCUCAACAAUACAAGUUCUUGAUGGAUCAGAUGAGAGCCGAUCAGGUGACGACGAGAAGAUAUUCGAAAGCCGCGAACGAGUCCGAGAGCGUUGCCAAGCUCUAUCUGAGUUAUAUUCAAGGGUGAGCCUAUAGUUCAGUUCAAGCUAAGCGCAUAAAUGAAAUUACAGCACUCGCCGACUUAAUGUACUCCAAGAGCGAUACAAGGGAGCCGAAAAGACGGUCGAAGAGAGUGCCCGUCUUGUUGGAUUGAAGCUUCCAGAGCGAAAAUAUUGA